Penicillium antarcticum is the source of this 1560-nucleotide messenger RNA. RefSeq lists its product as uncharacterized. Lineage: Eukaryota; Fungi; Ascomycota; Eurotiomycetes; Eurotiales; Aspergillaceae. The record is from RefSeq and is a predicted model, not a curated record. The transcript is spliced from 6 exons. Gene Ontology annotation, biological process: transmembrane transport. Bases 1 to 1560 code for a protein of 519 amino acids. Gene Ontology annotation, molecular function: transmembrane transporter activity.
AUGCCCCUCGGCAUUCUAAACGACGACAAACUGGAGCAUAUCCCUGGAACAGCUCCAUUGAACGAUCUCCAGGGCACCGCAACUUACCCGGGAAUCGACCCCAGUCUCCUCAAACAUGACCAAACCGGCCACAUAGUUCUUGUGCCUCAACCUUCCGACUCACCAAAUGAUCCAUACAACUGGCCACGAAAGAAGAAAGAGCUGUUCACAAUUACCUAUGGCUGGGGCUGUGGGUGUGUUGGAGCCGUCGGUCCUCUUCUUGGAGCCGCAUUUGUUCCCCUCGCGAGAGAAUUCAAUGUCCCAUUGACAACAUUCGUAUCUGGCGUCCAAGGAGGAACAAUCGCAGCCGUCGCGAUCGGCAGUCUCCUAUUUAAUUCUCUCGCCGUCAAAUUUGGCAAGCGACCAGUCUACCUUGGGACCACAGUCGGCCUCAUGGUUUCGUGUUUCUGGGCUGCCGAGGCUACGAGCUUUACGUCUCUUGUGGCCGCCAGGGUUGUUUGUGGUCUGUGUAUGGCACCAAUGGAGGCAUUAAUUCCGGCUUCAAUUGCAGACAUCUGGUUUGUGCAUGAGCGCGGCUUUCGAACGGCCAUUUUCAAUCUUGGUGUUUUGGGUGGAAUCAAUCUUGCUGUCCCGAUCGCUGGAGGUGUUAUUGAGUACGGCUCAUAUCGCAUUGCUUUACAUGCGAUGGGAGGUGCGUUCGGGCUAGCAUUGAUCAUGAUCUUUUUCUGGAUGCCAGAGUCGGCAUAUGCAUGCAGACAUGCUUUGAAUAUUGAUACUGGUAAUGAGGCUGUCACACUUGAGGGUAAAAAGAACAUUGAACAACUUGAACACGCAUCCGGGCCUGAAUUCACCAUACAAGAAUCCGAAGCAACCACCCCCUGGUCCAAACAGCUUCUUCCCUAUAGCGGCUACGUGAACUCGGUCUCGUUUUGGAAUACCCUUAUUAGGCCAUUCUAUCUGCUGGCUUCCCCUGCCGUCCUCUGGGGAACGCUUCUAUUCACGAUUUGUAUCUCGUGGCUCGUUGCCAUUUCCCUGACUCUAUCACAGAUAUUUUCCGCGCCUCCGUAUAACUUUUCUGUUGGGGCAGUGGGAGCUACAAACAUGGCUUCUUUCGUUGCUUCUGUUCUGGGGACGCUCGUGGCAGGUCCCCUUAUUGACGGUGUGGUUACCAGGAUGUCGAAGAUGAAUGGUGGUAUAUUUGAACCUGAGUUCCGUCUCCCUAUAAUGGUGACAUAUCUCCUAUUUACAACUACUGGCUUCUUUGCAUGGGGUCAAUCCGCACACGCUCAAGAUCCAUGGGCAGUACCAGUAAUUGUAUGCCUCGGACUGAUCAACUUCGGCGUGCAGCUUGGUACUACGGGCGUGGUUACAUAUAUAGUGGACUGUCAUCGAGAAAAGGCUGGAGAAGCAUUUGCUGUGAUGAACUUCGUCAAGAAUCUGUUCGCAUUUGGGUUGUCUUUCUAUAUUAACGGAUGGCUUGACCACCAAGGUAUAAGGAAUUGCUUCUUUACAAUUGGUGGAAUUACAAUGGGUGUUACGCUCUUUACCAUUCCUAUGUAA